Molecule: messenger RNA, 519 nt
Organism: Brassica oleracea var. oleracea
Lineage: Eukaryota; Viridiplantae; Streptophyta; Magnoliopsida; Brassicales; Brassicaceae
Product: RNA-binding protein 39-like
Exons: 6
Coding region: 1-519 (172 amino acids)
Biological process (GO): mRNA processing
Cellular component (GO): nucleus
Molecular function (GO): RNA binding
Source: RefSeq, a predicted model, not a curated record
AUGCAGGACACCAGUGAUCUGGAUGAUGAUGAUGGACAGGGCCUUUCUCUGAAUGCACAAUCCCGGGUAAGCCUCAUGCAGAAGCUCGAUUGCAGUGGAACUGCAUCAAGCCUUACUGCAGUGCCAACUCCAUUGGUGGCUCCUCUUGUACAAGGGGGCUUUCCUGCUGUUGGCGGUAUUUUUGCUGGUGUAAAUAUUCCAGCUGUGGUCGACCCUGUUGGUGUCCCCAGCGAAUGUCUACUGCUUAAAAACAUGUUUGAUCCAUCCACAGAGACUGAACCUGAGUUUGACGAGGACAUAAAAGAAGAUGUUAAAGACAAAUUCUCCCAAUUUGGAGAACUGAAUCGUAUCUUUGUUGACGAGAACAGCAUAGGUUUUGUCUACUUGCGAUUUGAAAAUGCGCAAGCAGCAAUGGGAGCGCAACGUGCUCUCCAUGGUAGAUGGUUUGCUGGAAAGAUGAUUACAGCGACUUACAUGACUAAGGAGAGCUACGAAGCCAAAUUCCCAGAGAGCAAGUAG